Schistocerca nitens (vagrant locust) is the source of this 1291-nucleotide messenger RNA. RefSeq lists its product as uncharacterized. The coding region runs from base 21 to 419 and encodes 132 amino acids. The record is from RefSeq and is a predicted model, not a curated record. Lineage: Eukaryota; Metazoa; Arthropoda; Insecta; Orthoptera; Acrididae. The transcript is spliced from 3 exons.
UGAGUGUAAACAGAAGCGUCAUGUGUUCUUCAGGUUUAACAGAUGACCAGAUUCUGUUUCUGUUAGAUGAUUCCGAACUAAGUGGCGUCUCUUCAGACGAAGAUGAAAAGUUUGCUCCUUCUCCUACAAAUGCCAAACAAAUAGACAGCGAAAAUGAAGAUGAUUCUAUCUCUGAUGAAACAUGUGGAGUACAGAACACUUCAGAUUGUUGUAAAAGAGAAUCCAGACCUUUCCUUUAUCGCGAAAUGGAUUUCACAGAGAAGUGUCAUCCACCACAAAUAGAUCAUAUUCCUGUGGAGAAUCCUUCGCCCAUUCAGAGCCCUGCUCAGUAUUUUUCUGAAUAUUUCAGUGAAUGUUUCUUCGACAAUGCUGCCAAGUUCACAAACAUGUAUAGUGUGGCUAAAGUGGCAAGUCAUUAGAUACAACAGCUAGACAAAUAAAGCUGUUCUUUGGAAUUAACUUAAUUAUGGGGAGCAUAAGGUAUCCUAGGUUACCUAUGUAUUGGCAGAAAUUCAUUUCUCUGGGUGCAGUUAGUAACAGUAUGUCCCGAGACCGUUUUGUUGCCCUGUGAUACAACAUAUAUUUUGUAGAUACUGUGGCACCACCUCAAGAUGCCCAAAUGAAUAGACGUGGAAGAUUCAAUCACUCACUCAUACUGUGAGAGAGAGAGAUGCCAUACUUUACCCUGAACAUUCAAUUAUCACAGCAUCGAUAAACAAAUGAUACCCUUCACAGGGCAUUGCAAAUUAAAACAAUAUGUCAAAGGGAAACCUAGGCCUUUAGAGAUUAAGAACUUUGUUUUGGCUUCACCUCCAGGUAUAGUUUUAGAUUUUGAGAUAUAUCAGGGUGCCAGCACUAAUUUUGGUGACAAGUCGUUAGGCUUAGGACCAUCAGUGAUUUUGCAGCUUUCCCAACCCUAAUAAAAAAUGUUAAACUGAAAGGAAAAAUGUAUAGAGGAGAAUUUCAUCAGUACAUUAGAUCAAAUGAGGCAGUCAUUAUAACUGAGUGGCAGGACAAUCAAAAGGUUGUUGUGGCAUCGACUUCUGCUGGCAUAGAGCCAAAGGGCAAAGUCCAAAGGGCUAUUUAGAAAUAUCGGCAGUCGCUGAAAGUGUUACCUGGCUGAAUUCCCGGAAGUUAUUUGAAAGUUGUAUACGCCAGGAGAAACUCAGGGCUCGUAUGCAGGCCUGUUAAACCUUUCCUCCCUGAAAAUAUUUUUCAAUGUGCCAGAACUGCAAAUAGUAUUAUAAUAUUGCCGUAGUGUCCUUGAUUACAGAAAAAAUACUGAAAUUUU